Messenger RNA from Helicoverpa zea (corn earworm), 3453 nucleotides. RefSeq lists its product as uncharacterized. The transcript has 3 exons. The record is from RefSeq and is a predicted model, not a curated record. Lineage: Eukaryota; Metazoa; Arthropoda; Insecta; Lepidoptera; Noctuidae. The coding region runs from base 241 to 2952 and encodes 903 amino acids.
CACGGACUGCCGACACCACACACACACAGCUGUCGCGAACACUACAUUUAUUCGGAAUUCGGAACAGCGAAUUCGCAGUGAUACACAAUUAUACAACUGGAUUUUUGUAUUAUUGAAAUAAAUAGUUUCGGUGUGCAAGGCUUGGGAUCCGAGUGAGAGUGGUGUGAGGAAAGUGAGUGCAGGCGGAGCAUGCGCUUGCGCUGAUAUUUUCACUUUCUACGCGACGGGACACUGCGCACCAUGAUUCCCGUAAUACGGCUAGGCGCCAUACUGUGGCUGCUCUGCGCCGCACUAGCAGAGGUCACAGAACAGAACAGUACCACAACGAAGGCUAUCAGAACAACCAUCCUCCCCUCACGGACCACGAGGACAGAACUCAAAGUGUCCAGAAGCCUGAACCCUCUCGACACCACGACACUCAAUGUCAGAACGAAGUCAGGACAUGUCACACAGCUCAUUGUAAAGAAGAAGGAUAAGUCCACCACCUACGCCAGUAGCACUACUUCUGCGCCCACUACAGCCUCCCUCAGGACAACGGUAUCAAACUACAACUCUACAGAAGAGAACAAAAACAAAACCGAAAGUAGGGACCAGAGAAAAUUAAGCUUUAUGGGUGGAGUCAACAGCGACCUCGCUGGCUACGACUAUUAUCUGAAUCGCAACAAAAACCCUGAGGAACUAAGUGAUGUUAAAGCAGAAUACGGCAACUGGUCUCCAGUGUCGGUGUAUCCCGAAUCCGUUAUCCAGGACGAUGGGAAAAAGCCUGAAGCUGACCCCGAAACUUCUAACUACUACCCCACGUACGACAACGAGAAAAAGACUGAAAACAAAAAAGUUUACAUCACGUCAACCAGUCUUUUCGAUUACGGUGGACCCAUUAAGAGCUACAGGUUUGAUCCACAUAAUCCAGUCAUUAAAAACGACAGGAACCCAGUUUAUAUUGAAGUUGUGAGUACCAAAGUAUCUGAGGGAGAAGGAAAGACUUUCAAAGUACCAGACCCUGUCGUCAUAAACUCCGAAUCUAUGUAUAUAAAAAAGGCAAUCGAAAAGUUCAACAACAAGCGAGGCCGAUCUAUUUUAACCCUUGGCGAUGAUGGCAUCCCUGAAAUCCAAGGCGUAAGAAUGCCAGACGAUGAAUCCGAUAAGAAAACCUGGCGCAACGCAAGAGUUGUAAAUGGAGAGCUGCUCCCAUACCCCGAAGGCUACACUCCACCCAAAGCGAUCCCUGAAGCUGACGUGUACCCGGACGUCGCCGCCGCAGACCCCGCGCAGAGCUUCGGACCCUUCACAAAGGAAGAUAACUUCGAACCCAAAGACGGUCCCUUUACGAAAUUCGAUAACAUAAAAUUCGAAGCCUCUGACAGCGGUCCUUACCUAACGAGUGACAACACACCAUACUCGUACAAACAGAAAAAAGACAAUUACUAUCUCAAAUCCGGCUACGGUCCUUUCACUAAAGCUGAUAAUUCGAAAGUUGCCAACUCCAAACUUAUCGAAUAUAUUAAGCAGAUUAACGAACAAGAAUCCAAGCGUGAUUACUUCAGUGGACGCAGCUCGAGGUCGCACAAUGGUGACAUGGAAUUCGCCGAGAGCCACAUCCAGAGACGUAUGCUUCAGCACCCUGGAGAGGUCAGCUUCCCCAACUCCGCUAUGUACACGCCUAAGAAUGCUCGACCAGGCUUCGACGAGAGCGUCAGGAACCCUGUCCUGCAGUACGCGCACCCCGAGCUUGGAGUACAACCUGCGAAAGCGACCCGCGAUAACGUGGAGAAUUACGACAACAAAGAACGAAAAAUAAAAUACUACACGAAUAACAUUCCGAAAAGCGCUCACCCAUACCCCAUGGAGCCAGUCAAUGGCUACGGACAGCAACGCUCUCAGUCCUCGAUUAACGCUAAUAAAUACUACGAAGAUGAAUACAACAAGUUCUCGUACUACGAUCACAGCUACAGCCCGAACCAAGGCGCCAGGUAUCCGUACAACAACUACGCGUACAUCAAGCGAGUGCCCGAACCCUCUCUGUGGAAGAGGUUCACUGACUCUAUGAAGGACACAUUUAACAGCGCCAGCCAGACAGUUCAACAAUUUACCAAGCCCAUAAUGGACCCAAUUGCCAAAGUAGCACAGCCGGUCUUCGAGCCUAUUGUGGAGGCCACGCAAAAGAUUUCAUCCAACUUAGGCCUGUAUCCAUCAAAUUCGAUCCAAUCGCAGAGGUAUGCUCAAGACAAAAUUGGUGUAGUGGCAGCAGCUUCGGGUGCUCCCGGCAUGUUGCCGGCAAUCGGCUUGAUGGCAGGUGGAGCGGCUCUAGGACUCGGAGCAGUUGCUAUGGGCAGACUGUUAGACGUCAACCUGAUGCGCAGUGCUGGAUUGAGCGAGGAAGACAUUCAAGAGGAAAUAGAGAAAGAACAUAAGAGAUCCUUCGGUAGUGCCUACGACAUUGAUAGGCAAAUACUUAGCAGUCAAAAGAUUUACGACGACAACUACAAGAUGCCAAGUGAAAACGUAUACGUUGUUAUGUCACCGGACGGUGAAACAACUCGUGCCAAGCGUGAUGUGUUGAAUUUCUUUAAGGAGCCAAGUUAUCAAGGCGUCCGCUUGAGGAGAGUGAAGCGGAAGCACCUCGUCAAGCGAUCACUGAACGAGGACUUGCCUGAUGACUUGCAGCGCCUGGACGGAGGGUCGAGUCCCUCGUCACUGACGUCAGCAGCCCUGGACUUGGUGAAGCAGACUGACUGGAGAGACUCUCAGUGUGCAAAGUUCACGUUCUGCAAAGUUUUAACGUCACAACCUUCAGAUUCACUGUUCGCGAUGGAAAAGAAGAUGGAGUCGCUACUAAAGCUCAUCUCCCGCGGGGACGGCGCAAGCGCAGCAGUGGUGGCGCACCAGCUCGGUGACGUCAUGCAGGCCAGCAGAGACCACGACUGCCAUCGCUUCACCUGUGACCUGCACUAGAUCCUCAACCUCUUUACUGGCACUCUCGGAGACCUACCAUAACCAAUUUCAUUAAGAACUGUUUAAAGAAAAAUUGUGGUAAGGCAUGAGAGAGGCCAAUUUAUGUGAUCAAUUUAUCAAAUUAUGUGAAAUGAUAACCAACAAGAUUUUGCAACUUAGCUUGAUUAAUUUCUAACAAUGUAUCAUUCAUGAGUCAAAGGCUAAGUUGCAAAAUAAUUCUUGUUGAAACACGGACGUUGAAAAUAACAAUGUUGUGGGAAGUGCUAGUUCCUUCACCGGUAACCAGUGAAGCCAGUGAAAUGGAACUUUCAUACGUUUCAGUAACUUGUUACUUAUAGCGAAACGUCAAUAACUUGUGAGAAUAUUUACGUUUUACACACAUACAUAAUAAUAUGUAGUAUCUGCCUAGAGAAGGUAUGCUGUGUGAAUUGAUAUAUACAUAUACCUAUAGCCCAGACAAUCUUUUAACUAAGCAUGGUCCAAAACUACUGUUAGCAUUCG